UGCUCCCUCCUCCGUGCGCAGUGGGUUCGCUCUGGGCCGGCUCGCGGGGCGCGUCUACUUCCUCCUCCCUUGUGCGCGUGAGUAAGCGCUGCUCUUCACAGUCGCGAAGCAGCCUUCGCUUCGCGAGGCUCACUGUGCUUGGAGCUCUAGCUGAGCCACCAAGGCAACGGAAUUCCUUGGGGUGAGGCCAGGGUGGGCGUCUUCACGGCUCCGGAGCCCCUCGGAGCGCCUAGCCCGUCCCCUGGGUGUUAGAAUCUGGACCGCCUGCAACAUCUCCAGGACUCAGGGACACCACACCUCCUGGGCUUGCGGAGAAGCAAGGUGGUACCAGACCGGGGCCAAGGCCAGGAAUGGAGGCUGGAAUUGCCACUGAAAAACCUUCGCUUUAGCGCCCCUGUUGUUUGACUGGAGCGACUGCUUUCACCUCUCUCCGCCUCAGUUUCUCCAUCUGUUAAGUGAAGAAUCUUAACAGCCAGUGUCGUUUUUCUCAGGCAUGGACUCCUUUAAGAACCUGGUGAGAAAUAAUAGACCCUUUCAAAGAGAAAUGCACCACAUGUUUAGCAGCGUUUUAGACAGUCCACCCAAGUAGGUGAUUUUUUAGGGAUUUUUCCACUUUUAUGAUUCUGAUGGUUGCCCCGAUGGCAGGCAGGGAAGGGGUGAGCUGGGCAACAGCUGGCGGCCCCUCCAUCCCGGACUAAGUCUGCUGAUCUGGUUGUGCCUCCUCCCCUCACUCACCAGCUCCACGUCUCCGCUUCUCUGAGCUUGGUGGGAAAGAAUGGCUUUCCUCAACAGACUUGGGUAGAGGUGGUUUCGGCUCAGCCUAGGGUGGGAGUUGUUGCCUGAACCCCAACUGGACCCUCCCACCUCCAUUCCCCAGUACUUAGAUGCUGUCACCUAACUGGACAGACCUCGGAGCACCCAGCCCACGUCAGGGAGUGGAGUCUACGGGAUAUUGUAUAAGGUGGUCACACACAAAGCAUGUCAUGCGACCUCGGUGAAACGUUUAGAAGUCUCCUGUUCACACCAGAGGCCCCACGGAUAGGGCACGAAAGAAUAGCUACCUGUUCAUGGUAAAGUUCCAGCAUAAACCCUAAUGACGGUAAUAAUAAUGGCGGCCCUCUGCGGUGCAGCAGCUAUGUACACGUUCUACACCUGCGGUUUUACACCUGUUACAGCGGAGGAUGACUGGGACGCCCAGAGGUUAGAGAACUUGUUCUUGCUCCCCUUGGCCUGUGUCACACAGUGCUACUGAAACCAAGAGAGGUGAAGCCACUUCCUGAACUGAGGAGUGACAGAGUCAGAUCUCAAAUCCCUGCUCUUCCCAAAGCAUGAUGCCUUCAGCCAGAAGGAUGAGAAUUAUUUUGGGAGAUGAAUACCAGCUUUGGUUGAAGGAAUAAGAACCGAAGAGAAGUUAAAGGAGUUGGAACCACAGAUCUUUACAUCUUCAGGUGAAGCACCCAGUCGUCUGUGCUGUCCUUCCCUGGCAGGAAGGGCCUGCAAGCUCCCUGUUGAUUCAUCACACAGGGCACGUGCCCAGACCUUCCAACAAAAUAUCCGUGAACAGAUGGCCACAGCAUGGGGACAGUGAGGCCCCAACCUUUGAGGACAGACUAUGCUGGUGCGGCUGGUGAUUGCAGAGAAGGGCCUGGCAUGUGAGGAGCGGGACGUGAGCCUGCCUCAGAGUGAGCACAAGGAGCCCUGGUUCAUGCGGCUCAACCUGGGUGAGGAGGUGCCCGUCAUCAUCCAUCGCGACAACAUCAUCAGUGACUACGACCAGAUCAUCGACUAUGUGGAGCGCACCUUCACAGGAGAGCACGUGGUAGCCCUGAUGCCCGAGGCGGGCAGCCCACAGCACGCACGGGUGCUGCAGUACCGCGAGCUGCUGGACUCACUGCCCAUGGACGCCUACACACACGGCUGCAUCCUGCACCCCGAGCUCACCACCGACUCCAUGAUCCCCAAGUACGCCACGGCUGAGAUCCGCAGACAUUUAGCCAACGCCACCACGGACCUCAUGAAAUUGGACCAUGAAGAGGAGCCCCAGCUCUCUGAGCCCUAUCUUUCUAAACAGAAGAAGCUCAUGGCCAAGAUCCUGGAGCAUGAUGAUGUGAGUUACCUGAAGAAGAUCCUUGGGGAGCUGGCCAUGGUGCUGGACCAGAUAGAAGCCGAGCUGGAGAAGAGGAAACUUGAGAAUGAGGGACAGAAAUGUGAGCUGUGGCUCUGCGGCUGUGCCUUCACUCUCGCCGACGUCCUUCUGGGAGCCACCCUGCACCGCCUCAAGUUCCUGGGACUGUCCAAGAAAUACUGGGAGGACGGCAGCCGGCCCAACCUGCAGUCCUUCUUUGAGAGGGUCCAGAAGCGCUUUGCCUUCCGGAAAGUUCUCGGCGACAUUCAUACCACCCUGCUAUCGGCCGUCAUCCCCAAUGCAUUCCGGCUGGUCAAGCGGAAACCGCCAUCUUUCUUUGGGGCCUCCUUCCUCAUGGGCUCCCUGGGCGGGAUGGGCUAUUUUGCCUACUGGUACCUCAAGAAAAAAUACAUCUAGAGCUGAGCCAGGCCUGGGCUUGGUGUCUGACUGUCAGUGUCUCUGUGCUGUGUGAUUCCCAAUGAGCUCUCAGUAAUGCACUGUCUCAUGAACACUUGAACAGCCCCUCCCCCACCCCUUGUUCGGAGUAAUUCUAUUGUCAGUGUGAAAACAUUCCAUAGUUUAGAAGUAGACAUUGCCAAUGCCGUGAGUUGAAGCCACGGCUCUACUAACAGAGAGAAAGAGUGAGAGAGAGAACAGAAACAAAGCACGGAUGCCUUUUCUUUUGAUUCAAGGUCUCAAGAUGGAACUGUGGGGACUGGUUAGGAUCUGAGGUGAGUCCCAGGCCAUUUCACCCAUCAGGGCCCAGAUUCUGGGAGGUGCUGGGGGCUCUGAGGGCCUGACCCCUCGCCUCCCCUUCCCUCUUGCCCAGGGAACUUUCCACAGGACAAAGCCAACAUCAAGACUCAACUCUCCUAAGUGGUACCUCUGGGUGGGGCUAGAGACCCGGAGACGCCAUGGGAGGCCCGUGAAGAUCAGAAGGGACUUCAUUCUUCUCCUGGACACGGACUGAGACAGCAGUGGCUCAAGCCAAGGCAGUGGCACCCAACCACCAAACCAGGACUAGGACGGACACCAUGAGCACACCCUCAUUCCCCUCCUGCUGUGGCCAGUGAGUUUGGUUUGGCACUCUACCAGUAAUCCCUGAAGGCAGCAUCCAUCAUCCUCUUCCCACCUGGAGCUAAUUUUUCCCAUCAUGUGAGGUGGACUUUCAGCAAAUGGCUUUCACAGUUCACAGUCUUAGAAGGUCAGUCCGGCCCGAGUGCAGGGUGGGUCUGGAGGUAGAUGAACCUCAAGUCCCUCCCCUAGCCUCUGCCAAAGCCAUCCCCUUUAAUGCCCACCAGUCCCAUCACUUGUGGGGUGCCUCGCAUGCCCCACCAUGCCACGCAGGGGGAUCUCCUCACCUUUGCUGCCCACCCUGGUCCUGUCUCACUUUCCUGUGCCUUUUGCAUGUUGGGAGAAGGUCUGAGUGUCACUGCCAUUCAUGCUUAGAAACCACUGAAAGCCCCCAAUAAAGCAUCCAGGAGAA
This is a messenger RNA of Myotis davidii, 3611 nucleotides long. RefSeq names its product ganglioside induced differentiation associated protein 1-like 1 (gene GDAP1L1). The record is from RefSeq and is a predicted model, not a curated record. The transcript is spliced from 8 exons. Lineage: Eukaryota; Metazoa; Chordata; Mammalia; Chiroptera; Vespertilionidae. Bases 1613 to 2542 code for a protein of 309 amino acids.